Bombus pyrosoma is the source of this 4306-nucleotide messenger RNA. RefSeq names its product synaptotagmin-6-like (gene Sytbeta). Gene Ontology annotation, molecular function: syntaxin binding; phosphatidylserine binding; calcium-dependent phospholipid binding. Gene Ontology annotation, cellular component: membrane. The coding region runs from base 209 to 1588 and encodes 459 amino acids. Gene Ontology annotation, biological process: cellular response to calcium ion; regulation of dopamine secretion; calcium-ion regulated exocytosis. Lineage: Eukaryota; Metazoa; Arthropoda; Insecta; Hymenoptera; Apidae. The record is from RefSeq and is a predicted model, not a curated record. The transcript has 8 exons.
UCUAGAAACGGAGAAACAAAACGAUAGGUGAAAGAAAUCGAAUAAAUUCUAUUCCAACGAUGCUUCUAACAAAUACAUUUCAUUUCAGGAAUUUAAUGUUGCCAAGGAACAACACGCAGUGCAGCCAUGCUCCUCUGUGGUCAUUGAAUCAGGGAGCUUGCCGCAUCAAAGUCGAAGCUAUCCUGGCGGUGGUGGCGGAUCCGGAAGCAUGGGACGAUUGUUCACGAGAAAUUCGUCGGUGAGCUCGCAGAGCUCGUUGGAAGGUGCGCCUGGACCGUCCAUCCAUCGUACUGGAACUUCGACCCAGAUUCGACCAUUUGGCCCUGAUGGACGGUACCACCAUCAUCGGGAUCCUUUGCACGCUGCUUCUUCUUAUCCACCCAGCAGGAGUUCGAGAUCACCAUCACCUGGACGUGCAGCAUCGUUAGACGCACGCUGUGGGAGUCCAGCCAGUUGUUCGGGAAGUCUUCUGAGCAAUAAUGCGUCACCAUCUCAGAGCUCUUUGUCGUCUCUGGCAACAGGUGUGAGCUCUUCGUGUGGUGGUUCCUCGAUAAGCGUUGCCCACGUAGCUUCCAGAUCAGCUGGUCGAAGUCUUUCACCUCUUCUUAUUCCACCAUCACGCAUUUCUGGAAGCGAAGGUGGACCACCUCCCCCAGCAUCACCACUCGGUUCCAUACAACCUGAUCUUUACCAACGAAGAGAUGGACCUAUUUAUCUUAAGACUCGAGGAAAUGGAAAGAGUUUAGGCCGGCUGCAUUUGCGAUUCAAAUACGACUUCGAUCGAUCGGACCUGCAUGUACACCUGAUCGAGGCUCACGAUCUGGCUGGAAGUGAUCAAGGAGGAUUCAACGAUCCUUACGUGAAGCUGACGCUCAGCCCUGAAGUGGAUUCGAGAAAACGACAAACACAGAUAUACCGUAACGAGACGAAUCCGUUCUUCGACCAACAAUUCAAGUUCCCCGUCAGCAACGACGAACUUCAAGACAGGACCCUAGUUUUACAGGUGCUCGAUUACGAUCGUUUCUCCAGGAAUGACAUAGUAGGUUCUGUCAAAGUACCACUAAAUAUUCUACGAUUAGAUUCUCCUACCUCAACCGAAGAAGUUUGGGGAGACAUUGAACGUGAACGAAAGCCACCCGAACAAAUUCAAGAAGUUCUACUGUCGCUCUCUUAUCUGCCCAGUGCCGAACGAUUAACAGUACAGAUUUUGAAGGCGCGAAAUCUGUUUCCACCACAGGACAAAGAAACCUUAGAUUCCUUCGUGAAAGUAAAUCUCCUUUGCGGAGAGAAGAGGGUGAAGAAGAAGAAAACUGCUGUAAGAAAAGCGACAACCAGUCCCGUUUGGAACGAGGCAAUGUCCUUUAAUGUUCCUGCCAACUAUCUUGCAUCAUCAGCCAUUGAGGUAUGUGUGAUGGACUCGAGCAACGAGUUUAUUGGAGGAAACGUGAUCGUCGGUUCCUGUAUCGUUGGUCCAGCCACAGGAGUGAUUCGUGGAGUGGAAGGAAGCGGAAGUCAAGGAAGAGAGCACUGGCUUCAUAUGACUCAAUCACCGAGGAAAACCAUCGACAUGUGGCACACGUUGCACUAAAAGAAAAAUAAGAAGAGAAAGGAAUAGAAAAGCAAAAGAAUCAAUCGAUGUUAUAUUCGUCGCGUACCGUUUUCUAAAAAAGCAAAACGUGGCCAUUUUAUGGGAACGUGGACACAAUUUCUUCUUUAUUCCUUUUUGUUUCGCUUCCUUGCCGAAUUGCGAAAGGAAGAGUACAAUCAGAAAGCAUAGGAUAAAUAAUCGGUAAAUGAUAUAUGUAAACGACAGUAGCAAUGUUAUAUAUGUGAAACCGCUUUUAUGAAUAUACUCGAGACCACUAACGAAUAAGAAAACCACGAAAAAAAUACAUCGUUAUUGUCCGUUUCAGCGAAUCGCAAGGAUUGAUGUCCCUCAAUUCUCGAGAAUCUAUUAAUAUGAUAUUUCACUGUACCAGAUUUUCCGUAGGUUUACUAUGACGUUCGAGAUUGAAUCGUCUAAUCUAAUGGAAAUGGUACGUAUUGUGAGAUAAACAGUUCGUUUAUUCAUAAACAGGAAAUCGUGUCACAGGAAGUGGAUGGGAGAACAUUUUGAAGGAAAGAAGAAGGAGAAAAAUUUGCGUAUGGAGGAGACAAUCGUUUCGUGUAUACACUACAUGCAUAUUGUAUUUGUAUAAUUUGUUUCUACUGGCGGCUAAAUGUACCUUACACAAUCAGCAAGAUAAUUAUUCCAUUCGUGAUAACGAAUAUGAGUGAUAGUAGAUAAUCGUGCUUCAAAUGAUAAGAAACACAUCACCGUACUUUCCGUUACAGAGUACCAUGAAAUUAUUUGCUCGAAGUAAUUUCAAAAUAAGACAUUUAAAGGAUGAUUUGAACUAUAAGUAAAUAAGAUGGUGAUAGAAUAAAAGAUAAAACUAAACAAAAAAAAAAAAAAUAGAAGACAGGAGAGAGAAGGAUGAAUAAUUUGGUAAAUGAUAUGUUUUUCUAGUCCUAAUGUGAUUUUUAUUAUAGUCUGAAAUCACCGGAGUGGUUUCAGACUAGUAUACAUACAUAUGUACUUCCUAGGCCUAAGUUUGUACUAUGCAACAAAACUGACCUCAGAGAAGUACAAGGCGUGCGUGGAUGCGCCAUUGAAUAAUUACAAACGAACUGAAAGCCUAAUGAAAACGAUUCUCCUCCGAUAAAUAUAGUAUAAUCGCGUUAUCGUUGUUAAUGUCGUAAUUAUUUACGAGUACGUAAGCAGCAACAGAAAAUGCAAAAAAUUGUCGCGUGUACUAUUAUCGUGUAACGUUCGUUCAGACACAAGUCUUAAAAUUAUUCAGCGCAUGAAUAUUCGGAAGCAGUAAGAUAUAUCAUACGGAUCUUCUGAAAUACUAUUGAAUAAUAGAAUAUAUAUUUCUCGAUUUAUUACGUUCCUUUUUCACACUUUUGCUAGGCAUACAACACCGCUAAAGAGUUAAAGAGAAAUAAAUAAAUACAGAAACAAGAAAUCAAAUUCUAUGUAUUUAAUAACGAAGUCUGAUUUAUACGAAAGAUAACGAGGAAGAACAAAUAAAGAAAACCAAAUGAAAAUGUGAACAUUUCCGACCAAAGUUUAUCAUAUCAUAUAUACCGAUAAUUUUGAAAAUUUCAGAGCUUAUAUCUAUUUAUUGUUAAUUUAAGAGAGUUCGACUAAGGAAUCUGCCGUACUUAUAAAUAUUUUAGGCUCGUACAUACGUGUAUUACAGCGAUUAAAAUGUUUUUGAUUCGUUGGCUGCGAAAAUACUAAUAAUGUGACAAACGUUACCUGGUGAAAAGAAAAAAUUAAAAUUAAAUGUUGAUCAUCGUUAAGUAUGUUAUAAGUAAAUAUAAAUAUAUGUUAUAUAAACGUAUACAUAUACAUAUAAUGAUAUAUGAUUACGUAACAGUAACAGUUGGUGAAAAUGAAAAAAAGGUUUGUUGGGAAGAAACGCUUAGCUAAUUAUGAGCGUGGUCCGAAUCGUACGCUUAACUUAUACUUAACAGUAUUUCUAUUAUAUUCCACAUACAUGGUAUUUAUAUUUAAAAAAAGACAUAUAUGUAUACAUAUAUUCAUAUUUUAUUUAUAUAUACAUAUAUAAUAUAUUAUAUAUAUAUUAUAUAUUUAUAUAUCUUAUAUGUAUAUAUUAUAUACAUAUAAAAAUGUUCUUGUACGUAUAAUAAAACAAUCAUUUUGGGUGUCUAAUACAAUACGCGCGUCUAACAUUCCAAAUAUACUUGUAAUAGCUGUGACGGCAUGUAACGACUACAUGAAUUUCGUGUUUCCGCAUUCAUCAUAAAUGAUGAAACAGAAUCUCUGUAAACGCUACAUUUUUAUCGUAUUUCUACCAUUAACUUUCAUGCGCCUAUUUCAAGAACGAUCUCACGCGUCGAUUAUUUCGGCUACUUUUCACGAUACAUAGAUAGACACCCCUUUAUCGGACCUGAAUUUGCCUUGCACAAUAAUAUUUAAACCAAAUAAAAACGCUCCCAUCUAUCGCGAUUCCCAGUGAUUAGAACUACUCGAUGAUACUAUUUGGAUUAUGAUCGUUGUACAAAUAAUAAUUGAUGAAAGAAAUAAGGUUUAUGGUAUUACGGGGCGAUCGAUAAGCAAGGCAGAGAAACAGUUUCCACAACUGAUUUUCUGCACGUUUCGAAAAUGUCUCUAGUCUUACUAACGUCGUAAAGAAUGUACAAUGUAUCCUAAAUGUGAAGUGUAAUCGAUAUUUUCUUGUAAUGUAUUCUCGUGAUUUGAUUUAAAAUAAAGAAUUACUAAUAUCCAUCAGAA